CAGAAUAUCAGAUACCGACAUAAGCCACAUGAAGCAGCGUCCCUUGUUCAACAUUACCGCGGACACUCACUAAAGAUAAUCCAGUGAUAGUGCAAAUGCACGCACCUUGAGCGCAGGGGUGACCACUACCGGAGGUGCAGAGUCUCUCACCGUGGCUUUGUGCAUGUCAGCUUGUGCGGCUCAGGAAUAUCUCUAUGCUGGUGUCGAGAAUGGCGGGCAAUGCUAUUGCGGAAACAAGAUAGCAAGCACGGCUACCUCCGCAGAUGCAACUACUUGUGAUACUGUGUGUAAUGGUAACGCGACCGAGUACUGCGGCGGGACCAACCGACUCAACCUCUACACUUCCCGACAAGCACCGGAAGGAUGGAACUCUCUCGGAUGCUAUGCCGACAAUGUCAGCGGCGGGAGAGCCCUGACAACCCAGGUCUAUCCUGGCGGGGCCUUCACUACCGAAUCUUGCCUGACGGCUUGCCGCACUGCCGGUUACAGACUCGCUGGAACUGAAUACGGCGGAGAGUGCUACUGCGGCAACUCGUUUAGCAAUGGCGGCGGUCCUGCGCCCGAUGGCAACAGUGGCUGCAACAUGCCUUGUAAUGGCAAUGCUCAGGAAAUGUGCGGAGGUCCAAACCGACUUAAUGCUUAUCAGUAUGGUGAGGACGGGUCAACCACCAUUUCGCCUUCUGGCACACCUACCACAGUAUCAAGUGUUGCUACUUCUACGACAACCGCGAGGGCUGAAAUUCCUACUGGCUGGUCCUACAAAGGCUGUUGGAUAGACGGUGCCAACGGCCGAAUCAUGAGCAACGGUCAGCCCGACAACAACAAACUCACCAUCGAGUCAUGCAUAGCAACAUGCAGCAAACUUGGCUACGGUGUUGCAGGAAUGCAAUACGCAGCGCAGUGUUUCUGUGAUGACUUCCUACGCAACGCUGCUACCAAGACCUCGGAGGCAGACUGCAACAUGGGAUGCGCCGGUGAUGCCUCGGAGAAAUGUGGCGCAGGUAAUAGGAUGAGCGUUUACUCUAAUGAUUCCCUUACAGUGUAUCCCGUUCCAUCUGUGCAGAAGACCAACCUCACGGGUAGUUGGUCGUAUGUUGGAUGCUUGUCGGAUGAUGGACAGGACCACGUACUGCCGUAUCAGAUCAUCUUGACUAAGAACAACACGGCGAACAAUUGCAUCUCGCAAUGUUCUGCAUUUGGAUACAAUGCUGGUGGUUUGGAGUUUGGCCUUGAAUGCUAUUGUGGCGACAUCAGCGAUGUAGAAGCUGCAGGAAAAAAGUUGGUAUCUGAGACUGAGUGCCAGGCCACUUGCACUGGGAACGCUACCACAAUAUGCGGAGGUCCAAGGCGCCUUUCAUAUUACAAUUGGAAGGGCCCACCGCUCACCACCUGGAACUACCCAACAGGCAAUGCAGCUGGACAGUAUCAGUUCCUCAUCGGCGGUGUAGUAGUACCUCUCAUCACACAAGCCGCGCCCAAUGGCAAAGUCACCUUUCUCGAGAAAUCGGGAACCGGCGCUCCCAACACCACUGGAGCAUACGAGCUCGAUCUUUCUCAAUUGAACAACUUCACUGCUGCUUGGAGGCCUAUGCAUGUCAAGACAGAUAUUUUCUGCUCAGCCUCGCUCACACUUCCCGACAAGGUCGGUCGACAACUUAACGUCGGCGGCUGGGCUCUGGAUGCUACCUUCGGCGUGCGUCUCUACUGGCCUGAUGGGUCACCAGGCGUAUGGGGCAAGAAUGACUGGCAAGAGAAUGUCCAAGAACUCCACCUUCAAGACGGUCGGUGGUAUCCUACCUCCAUGGUCAUGGCCAACGGUUCUAUUCUCAUCGUUGGAGGUGAAGAAGGCUCCAACGGUGCACCAGUCCCGACACUCGAAAUCCUCCCUCCUGUUGGCCCGACUGUAUACUGCGACUGGCUGAAUCGUACUGACCCGAACAACCUGUAUCCUUUCCUUGCAGUUCUCCCGUCUGGCGGUGUCUUCGCUUCUUACUACAAUGAGGCAAUUAUCUUGGAUGAGAGAUCCUUGACGGUCUCUAAGCAGCUUCCCAAUGUUCCUGGCGCAGUUAACAACUUCCUCGCUGGCCGUACCUAUCCCUUCGAGGGAACUGCCGUUCUUUUGCCGCAACAUGCUCCGUACAAUGAUCCCCUGGAGAUCAUGAUCUGUGGUGGUUCCACACCAUUCCAAGGCUACGCCCUAGAUAACUGCGUCACUAUCGCCCCUGAAGUCCCUAAUGCAGAAUGGACUAUCGAACGCAUGCCUUCAAGACGCGUCCUCAGCUGCAUGACCGCCCUCCCAGAUGGAACCUACAUGAUCCUCAACGGCGCGCACCAAGGCUUCGCCGGGUUCGGACUCGCCACGCAGCCAAACCACAACGCCGUCCUCUACGACCCCACAAAACCCGUCAACAACCGCUUCAGCGUCAUGGCCAACACGAUCGUCGACCGCCUCUACCACUCCGAAGCCAUCCUCCUCGACGACGGCCGCGUCCUCGUGUCCGGCUCCAACCCCCAGGACGAGCGCUUCGCAGAGGAAUACCGCGUCGAGGUGUUCGUGCCCCCGUACCUCAUGGGCAACCCCACGCGACCUGCCGUCAACAUCACGAAUCGAGAUUGGUCGUACGGGCAGCAAGUUACAUUGGUGUCCACGCAGCCCAUCGCGAGGGUAUCGCUCAUGGGCGCCGGAUCAUCAACCCACGGAAAUUCAAUGGGCCAGAGGACGAUUUUCCCGGCCGUCAGUUCCGCCGGUGGGAACACUUACACGAUCACGGCGCCGCCGAACGCGCAUGUGUGUCCGCCCGGUUGGUUCCAGGUGUUUGCGCUCAAUGCGAAUGGCGUGCCUAGUGUGGCGAUCUGGGUGCGCAUUGGAGGCGAUCCCGCGGGCCUGGGGAAUUGGCCUGCUCAUCCUGACUUUGAUGUCCCGGGAGUGUAGAUACGGGGACAGGGUGUUAUUUCGUUCGUUCGAUUUGAUGUUUGCUUUGUCUGUUGAUACCAGUUCAGCCCAAAGACGGGCGGGGCUUUCUUUCGUUG
This is a messenger RNA of Aaosphaeria arxii CBS 175.79, 3030 nucleotides long. RefSeq names its product copper radical oxidase. The transcript is spliced from 6 exons. NCBI's taxonomy places the organism in Eukaryota, Fungi, Ascomycota, Dothideomycetes, Pleosporales. Bases 164 to 2932 code for a protein of 922 amino acids. The record is from RefSeq and is a predicted model, not a curated record. Gene Ontology annotation, molecular function: catalytic activity.